GUUUUCCGGCGCCGGCCCUAGGUCCCGGCAGCGGUGGUGACGGCGGUGCCGGAGGUUGUCCUUGGCAGGUUUUCCUCGGCGCUUCUCCAUGGAGGAGGCGGUGCGAACGGCUUCAGCCCCGAAUGCUCGCAUCUCCCACUGGACGGCGACGAAGGCGGUGGCCGUGCGAGCGCAGGACUGGGCGGCCUGUGUGGGGGUGUGAGCCGCGGUGCCCAAGGCUGCGCCGGCGAGGGGAAGCCGCGCGGCCGGCCGGCCGACUAGGGUGAGGUCGCCACUCCUUCCUUUCAGGCAAGCGCGAAGGGGCUGACUUGGUGGCGAGCCAGCCCGCCUUGUGUCGGAGAAGGGUUCUUCGGGCAACUUUCCUUUCCGGGUGUUCUGAAGCGGUUUUCCUGUAAUCCUCAGUGAGGAAACCCACCGUGAAUCGGAUUGCCGUUCAGUCCCACGGAAGCCUGGCUCGUUGGCCAUGUCGGGGACGCAUGUUCAUUAAGUUCAUUAAAAUAAUUUCAUUUGUCUUGGCUGGAGCUACUCGGCCAGGGUUUAAGACUUUAAAUGAGAAUAAAGGGUGGUAUUUACGAGGAAAUGAGAGUGAAUAAGUCAUCUCUAACCUCUCCCAGCCUUUUUUUCAUAAGAGAGACCAUAUUAAACUUACAUGCUCUCCCGGCUGUGAUAGACCUUCAGUUACAGAGAGAGGGAGCAGAGUGGGACCAGGUCUGAGAAUAGUGAAGCAACUCAUUCCUUUCAGGACAUUCCCUCUGAUGUCCUAUUUUCAAACUUUCAUCUGUCAACUGAGUUUAUGAGUUGGCCAUUUGGAAAAACAAUUGCAGUCUUGGUAAGCCUCUGCUUCCUGUCUGGCCUCGAGGAUUGAGCCCUCCAGAUACCAUGGUCCUCAUGUUCUCCAAAGGCCACCGGUACCAUACUGCACGCCCCAGCAGACACCUCUCUGCAAGAAUUGUUACCCUCUGAUAAAUAAUGUGAAAUCUGCCUUCUCUCAGCACAUCCCUGAAUAGGCUAAAUAAAUAAAUUAGCAUAUGCUUAUGUGCACCUAUUGCUAAGAAGAAAAUGUAUGGGUUUGAAGACUGCUUCAUUCUGCCUCUAGUACCAGCGGUUUCUCUGUUCUGUGAUCAAUGUGAUUCACAGGAACUCCUUAAGUAACAAACGAAAUGAGCCAGGGGCGUGGAAAAUAUGACUUCUAUAUUGGUCUGGGAUUGGCUAUGAGCUCCAGCAUUUUCAUUGGAGGAAGUUUCAUUUUGAAAAAAAAGGGCCUCCUUCGACUUGCCAGGAAAGGCUCUAUGAGAGCAGGUCAAGGUGGCCAUGCAUAUCUUAAGGAAUGGUUGUGGUGGGCUGGACUGCUGUCAAUGGGAGCUGGUGAGGUGGCCAACUUCGCUGCGUAUGCGUUUGCACCAGCCACUCUAGUGACUCCACUAGGAGCUCUCAGCGUGCUAGUAAGUGCCAUUCUUUCUUCAUACUUUCUCAAUGAAAGACUUAAUCUUCAUGGGAAAAUUGGGUGUUUGCUAAGUAUUCUAGGAUCUACAGUUAUGGUCAUUCAUGCUCCAAAGGAAGAGGAGAUUGAGACUUUAAAUGAAAUGUCUCACAAGCUAGGUGAUCCAGGUUUUGUGGUCUUUGCAACCCUUGUGGUCAUUGUGGCCUUGAUAUUAAUCUUCGUGGUGGGUCCUCGCCAUGGACAGACAAACAUUCUUGUGUACAUAACAAUCUGCUCUGUAAUCGGCGCGUUUUCAGUCUCCUGUGUGAAGGGCCUGGGCAUUGCUAUCAAGGAGCUGUUUGCAGGGAAGCCUGUGCUGCGGCAUCCCCUGGCUUGGAUUCUGCUGCUGAGCCUCAUCGUCUGUGUGAGCACACAGAUUAAUUACCUAAAUAGGGCCCUGGAUAUAUUCAACACUUCCAUUGUGACUCCAAUAUAUUAUGUAUUCUUUACAACAUCAGUUUUAACUUGUUCAGCUAUUCUUUUUAAGGAGUGGCAAGAUAUGCCUGUUGACGAUGUCAUUGGUACUUUGAGUGGCUUCUUUACAAUCAUUGUGGGGAUAUUCUUGUUGCAUGCCUUUAAAGACGUCAGCUUUAGUCUAGCAAGUCUGCCUGUGUCUUUUCGAAAAGACGAGAAAGCAAUGAAUGGCAAUCUCUCUAAUAUGUAUGAAGUUCUUAAUAAUAAUGAAGAAAGCUUAACCUGUGGAAUCGAACAACACACUGGUGAAAAUGUCUCCCGAAGAAAUGGAAAUCUGACAGCUUUUUAAGGUGUAAUUAAAGGUUAAUCUGUGAUUGUUAUGAAGUGAAUUUGAAUAUCAUCAGAAUGUGUCUGAAAAAACAUUGUCCUCAAAUAAUGUUCUUUAAAGGCAAUCUUUUUAAAGAUUUCACUAAUUUGGACCAAGAAAUUACUUUUCUUGUAUUUAAACAAACAAUGGUAGCUCACUAAAAUGACCUCAGCACAUGACGAUUUCUAUUAACAUUUUAUUGUUGUAGAAGUAUUUUACAUUUUCAUCCCUUCUCCAAAAGCCGAAUGCACUAAUGACAGUUUUAAGUCUAUGAAAAUGCUUUAUUUUUUCAUUGGUGAUGAAAGUCUGAAAUGUGCAUUUGUCAUCCCCACUCCAUCAAUCCCUGACCAUGUAAGGCUUUUUUAUUUUAAAAAAACAGAGUUAUCCCAAUACAUUAUCCUGUGAUUUACCUUACCUACAAAAGUGGCUCCUGUUUGUUUGAUGAUGAUUGGUUUUAUUUUUGAAAUAUUUAUUAAGGGAAAACUAAGUUACUGAAUGAAGGAACCUCUUUCUUACAAAACAAAAAAAAGGGCAGAAAUCACCCCAAGGAACGAUUUCUCAGGUUGAGAUGAUCACCGUGAAUCCGGCUUCCUCUGAGCAUUCGAUGGCCUUAGCACCUCAUCAAGCCAGCACAUCCUGCCUGCUGUUGCAGCCUGGCUGGGUUUAUUCUUCAGUUACCCUAAUCCCAUGAUGCCUGGAACCUUGAUUACCGUUUUACAUCAGCUCUUGUACUUUUCAGUAUAUUUUCAUAAUGAGUUAUAUUGUCAUUUAGACUUUGAACAGCUCUGGGAAAUAGAAGACUAGGGUUGUUUCUUAAAGUUUAGCUCAUGUUAUAAUAAAAAGUUGAAAUGAAGUUCUUAUUCUAAAAGUCUGAAUGCUUAGAACAAACUUAACAUGUUUAUAGAAUAUGGUCUCUUUGUACCAAGUACUUUGCUUAAGAGCUCCUUUGGGCCACUACAUAUUUUGGUUUCUAGAAAAUGUUUGUUUGUUUAUGAAGAAGUUGAUGGAAAACUGCAAACAUAUGCAGAAAAGGUAGAAUAAUAAAAAAGGUCUAAUGAACUCCAUUCAGCUUUGAACCUAUCCACUCAUAACCAUUGACUGGCCUUUAAAAAAAAGUAUUGGCAGAAUUAAUUUCCACCUAGGUGAUGGGAAGAAAGUGUUCGCCUGUUCCAGCCUGUGGCUCCUGCCUGGAGGUUACCCAGUGGUGCGCCAGCGCCAAGCCAUCACUCCCCGAGGGCCUCCCCUGCCAAUGGUGCUGGUAUCCCAUGCAGCUCACCACUGGCUGCGUGGAAACUCCCUUUUUUCCAACUGUAUUAUUGGCCUUCUAAGGAGCUGUUUUAGAUGUUUUUUCUAACUGCCUCCUCCCAUGCCAUUUUAAUACUACAGAUGUACUACGUAUCUGUUUAUAUACUGUACCUACAUCUGUGCUUUGUACAUAAAAGAACCAGUUUUCUCCCCCUUGAGGACAGAGACUCAUUUGAACAUGCAUAGGUUAAUAAAUAAUAAAUUCUUAUUUAACA
Molecule: messenger RNA, 3781 nt
Organism: Homo sapiens (human)
Lineage: Eukaryota; Metazoa; Chordata; Mammalia; Primates; Hominidae
Gene: NIPA2
Product: NIPA magnesium transporter 2
Exons: 9
Coding region: 1161-2243 (360 amino acids)
Biological process (GO): magnesium ion transmembrane transport; magnesium ion transport
Cellular component (GO): plasma membrane; early endosome; membrane
Molecular function (GO): magnesium ion transmembrane transporter activity
Source: RefSeq, a predicted model, not a curated record